AUGUCAAAAGAUCUCUCAAGCGUCCGCCAGGCCUUGGACCAUGCGCGCAACUGCGAAGAUGGCGCCGUGGAUCAACAAACCACUUUGGUGCUCGAAAAUGCAAUCACUGAUCUCUGGACGCGCAUCCAAGCCGAUCCAGACCAUUAUGUGCUGACUCCCGAUGAGUUUGCGCUCUUCAAUUACUUUAUGGAACGGUAUCGUGGCUCAACUGUCGCGAAGCGGGCCGUCGAACGAUUCUGGAACAAUUACCGAGGCGGGACGAACGCUGGAGCAAAGAAUUAG
Messenger RNA from Penicillium diatomitis, 282 nucleotides. RefSeq lists its product as uncharacterized. The coding region runs from base 1 to 282 and encodes 93 amino acids. The transcript has a single exon. NCBI's taxonomy places the organism in Eukaryota, Fungi, Ascomycota, Eurotiomycetes, Eurotiales, Aspergillaceae. The record is from RefSeq and is a predicted model, not a curated record.